Molecule: messenger RNA, 969 nt
Organism: Prunus armeniaca (apricot)
Lineage: Eukaryota; Viridiplantae; Streptophyta; Magnoliopsida; Rosales; Rosaceae
Source: the annotation of a GenBank genome assembly
AUGAUGAUGGACCAAGCAGCAGCUUCUGUAGCAGCUGGCCUAAUUCAUCAUGAGAAAACCGAGGCCUGUGGGUUGAGGGCAGGUGUUGAGGCUGAUCUCGGCCUUGUCACUGCCAAGGGGGACAAGACUUCCUUUCACGGGUCGGAUCGGAGCGGCUCCAUCCAUGACCAUGACGACCUUGUCCAUGCUGUGACUAGUUUUGGUGUCCACAGGAAGAAAAGAAUGACCAGACAGAGGCGAUCAUCCAUCAUCAACCUUCAUCAUCUCACUUUUGCUUCCUCCACCACCACCACCUCGCACGUGCUGCCCUCCCUCCAAUCCCCCUCCACUCUCCCGCCUGCACGUGUUAUUGAUCCAACAAGGUUGAGAUUUCUUUUCCAAAAGGAGCUUAAGAAUAGUGAUGUGAGCUCUCUCAGAAGAAUGAUACUCCCCAAGAAAGCAGCUGAGGCUCAUCUCCCUGCCCUCGAAUCAAAGGAAGGAAUUCCAAUCAGCAUGGAUGACAUAGAUGGUCUGCAUGUUUGGAGCUUCAAGUACAGGUUUUGGCCUAAUAACAACAGCAGAAUGUAUGUACUUGAAAAUACUGGGGAAUUUGUUAACGCACAUGGCUUACAGUUUGGAGAUUUUAUCAUGGUUUACCAAGAUAAUCAAAACCAGAAUUACGUCAUUCAGGCUAAGAAGGCUUCUGACCAAGAUCAUGUGUAUGGUGACAUAAGCACUAUGAACAAUGGCGUGAACGAUCUCUUCCUUGACGAAUCUGAGGCGAACAAGUCGAGUUCGUUUUACAUGCCCACAAUGGCAAUGGAUGAAGAUACAACUGCAGGCAUGUCAUUUGUGUAUGACACCACCACCUUCUCAAAUGACUCUCUGCUUGAUUUUUUUGGGGGAUCGAUGACCAACUAUUCCAGAAAUGGGCCUCUGCAUGAAAGUUUUGGUUCUGUUGAAAACUUGUCCCUUGAUGACUACUAUUAA